AUGAACCAGUCCGCAUGCCUCCGGGCCCUCCUCGCCAGAAUCUCCAUCAUCAGCCGCCACUCCCGCAGACCCAUUUCCAUGAAAGCUCGCAGCUUCUCUUCCCUUCCUUCGGACACGGCCCCCAUCGUCCGCCGCCUCCUCGCCGUCUUCACCGGACGCCCCUUCGCCCCCGGCGACCCGGAGCUCGCGGACCUCGCGCCGUCGCUCUCGACGAAAGUCGUCGAAUCCGUGCUGCGCGAGCUCAAGAGCUGGAAGAUCGCCCUCAGGUUCUUCACUUGGGCUUCGAACCAGGAUGGGUUCGUGCACAAUUGCUACACUUACAAUGCCAUGGCGUGCAUGCUGUCACGUGCUCGACAAAAUGCCGCAAUGAGAGCUUUGGCGGCCCAGGCCGUUGAUUCCAGGUGCAAGAUGACUCCGGGUGCUUUAGGGUACUUCAUUAGGUGUUUGGGGAGUGUGGGUAUGGUCGAGGAAGCUAAUGUGAUGUUCGAUAAGGUCAAGCAGUCGGGCCUCUGCGUCCCGAACAGUUAUAGCUAUAAUUGUCUACUGGAGGCCAUCGCCAAGUCGGAUGCGAUUGGACUUGCUGAGAUGAGAUUGAAGGAGAUGAGGGAUCUUGGAUGGGACUUAGACAAGUAUACGUUGACCUCGGUCUUGCAGAUUUACUGCAACAUGCGGAAGUUCGACAUGGCUCUGAAGGUUUUCGAUGAAAUGUGUGACCGAGGGUGGGUGGAUCCUCACGUGUGCUCUGUCUUGCUGCUGUCUUUCAGCAAGUGGGGUGACGUGGACAAGGCUUUCGAAUUAGUUGAGAGCAUGGAAGGUCGAAAUUUGAGACUGAAUGAGAAGACUUUUUGUGUUUUGAUUCAUGGGUUUGUGCGGGCAUCGAGGUUGGAUAGGGCUCUCCAGUUGUUUGAUAAAUUGCGAAAGUCGGGUAUUCCUCCUGAUAUAGCACUAUAUGAUGUGCUUAUUGAAGGGUUAUGUAAGAAUAAAGAGCUCGAGGAUGCUUUUAAAUUGUAUAUGGACAUGAAUGAGCAUGGCAUCAUGCCAGAUGUUAGCUUGCUCAGUAAGCUCACCAGUUAUUUCUCUGAAGAAGGAGAGCUGACCCAACUGCUCAAGGAAAUUCCAAAGGAUGUUGACACUGCAGCUAAAAACUUGGUAUGUAAUGCCGUUUUGAGUUUCUACGUUAACAAUGGCGCAGUGGAUAAAGCUUACCAUUUGCUCCGUGGGAUGAUGGGGCAUUUGCCUCUUGAUGAUCUGAAUGUGAGUCAGCUCCUCAAGACUGGGGAAAGGUUUUAUCCUGAUACAACAUCUUUUACUAUCGUCAUCAAUGGUCUUCUCAAGAAAGGUGAAACAGAUACUGCCCUGAGCCUCUUCCAUGAGAUGGUUCGGAUCGGCUGCAAGCAAACCAUUUUAAUUUAUAACAAUUUGAUCAGCAGUCUCUGUGAUUCAAACAGACUGGAUGAAGCCACUGAACUUAUGCAAGAAAUGAAAAACUCCAGAUUUGAGCCAACAGAAUUUACGCGUAACUGUAUAUAUGGAUGCUUAUGUAGAAGAGAGGAUGUAUUAGGAGCUCUAAACUGUGUGAAGGAGAUGCGUCUUCAUGGGCAGGAACCAUGGAUAAAACAUUCCACUCAGCUCAUGAAACAGUUAUGCGACAGUGGGAGAGUGCUUGAGGCUUGUGAAUUCCUCAACAACAUGGUUAUAGAAGGUUUCCUCCCUGAUAUAGUUGCGUAUUCUGCAGCUCUAAAUGGCUUGAUCAAGAUCCAAGAAGUGGAUCAAGCAGUGGAGCUAUUUCGGGGAUUAUGUGCUCGAGGAUGCCAGCCUGAUGUGAUUGCCUAUAAUAUCUUGAUAAAUGGGCUCUGCAAGGCUGGAAGGGUUUCGGAAGCUCAUGAUAUGCUGAAUGAGAUGGUGAGGAAUGGGCUUGUUCCAUCAGUUGUUACCUAUAACCUGCUAAUUGAUGGAUGGUGCAAAACUAAUACUGUUGAUCAAGCAAUGCUCUGUCUAUCCAGAAUGUACGAGGUAGAGACGAAGCCCAAUGUGAUUUCUUAUACAUCACUCAUCGAUGGAUUAUGCAAUGCCAGAAAACCUGAUGAUGCUCUUAUGCUGUGGAAUGAUAUGCUGUCAAAAGGGUGUGCACCGAACAGAAUUACAUAUAUGGCCCUUAUACAGGGUCUAUGCAAGUGUGGCAGGCUUAAUGAAGUCCUUGUAUAUUUAAGGCAGAUGCAAGAAAAGGACAUGAAGCCCGACACCUUUGUCUAUGCGUCACUGUUACGCGCAUUGCUAUCUGAUCAGAAUCUAUCGGCAGCAUUGGAGACGCUAAAAGACCUGGUGAAGGAGGGAAAGUUUCCAUGUUCACAAGAUAGAAACUAUCCAAUCCUUAAAAAUGCAAUAAUCCAAAUGUCACAAGAUGCUGUUACCUCUUCAAGCAUUAGAGAUCUAGUAGAGGCGGGAAGCAUUCCGCCAAGUAUUGUUUUGGACAGUGGAAUAGAGACUGAAUUGAAUCCGGGUUCUUUGGAAAGUCCAAGCUAG
This is a messenger RNA of Eucalyptus grandis, 2523 nucleotides long. RefSeq names its product putative pentatricopeptide repeat-containing protein At5g08310, mitochondrial. The record is from RefSeq and is a predicted model, not a curated record. The transcript has a single exon. Bases 1 to 2523 code for a protein of 840 amino acids. NCBI's taxonomy places the organism in Eukaryota, Viridiplantae, Streptophyta, Magnoliopsida, Myrtales, Myrtaceae. Gene Ontology annotation, molecular function: protein binding.